GUCAGUUGCCAUCCCGCGAUGGGCACGUUGCGCACCUGUCUUUGCAUACUGAUCUGGUUACACGGCGGACUCAUCGACAGCAUAGGUCGCUUGGGUUCGUGUUAGCACUCAGACCAUACUUUCAAUACACCACCGAAUGGUAACGGAAAACUCCAGGAUAACCUUGACUUACAACGAUCAUCGUACGUGGUUCUUGCACAUCCGUAAUGUACAAGAAACCGACAGAGGUUGGUACAUGUGCCAGAUCAACACGGAGCCCAUGACCAGCCAAAAAGGAUAUCUGCAAGUGGUCGUCCCACCCAGAGUGAUCGACGAAGAAUCCAGCAUGGACCUCGUAGUGAAAGAAGGAUCGGACAUGCUCUUGCAGUGCAAAGCCCAGGGAUAUCCUGAACCUUACAUAAUGUGGCGGAGAGAAGACGGUUUGGACAUAAACUACAAUGGUAACACAGUUAACGUGGUUGAUGGUGAAAAGCUAACAAUCAGAAAAAUCAGCAGACUGCACAUGGGACCUUACCUGUGCGUGGCUUCCAACGGAGUACCGCCAACAAGGAGUAAACGUAUCAACGUCACUGUACACUUUCCGCCAAUGUUGAUGAUUCCUAAUCAAUUAGAAGGAGCUCGAAGAGGGGUCUAUUCGAAACUAGAGUGCCACACUGAAGCCAAUCCUCCUUCGAUCAAUUACUGGACGAACGAACGCGGGGAUAUGAUCGUUUCUGGUUCGAGAUUCGUAGACGAAAAAAUCAGAACCGGAUACGUGUGCAAAAUGAUUUUACACAUCUCGAACGUUAGUCUUGAAGAUUUCAGUAGUUACAGAUGUGUAGCGGUGAACGCUCUCGGCGAAACUGAUGGUAUCAUUAAACUUUACGAAAUCGUCACCGCCGUUGAAUCGUCGAACGAAAUACUUUUUGAAGGGAACAACUACAAAUAUAACGUCAACGUUACCGAAGACUACUUGGAUGGGAUGACCAGUGCCAUUUACGACAAUGUUACUAGCUACGUUUCGUCUAGUCUUACACUUGCUCAUAGUUAUAUUUCAUACUUGAUAUUACUAUCAAUUAAUGUCAAUUUUUUUAAUAUUGUUUAAUAUUAUUGCGUAGUGAUUAAAUUAUAAACUGUAAUAUAAUUAUUUUAUAAUUUACUGCUAUAAACAAGUGCGAUUUGUCCUUUAUUUUGUUUGCUUAUGUACACAUGUAUUAUAUAUACAGAAUAUAUGUGAAUCGAUCUUAUUUUAUUUUAAUCAAUUAAUUGAUCAUCAUCAUUAUCGAUUCGAGAGAUAUAAUAACGGUUUUAGAUUAGUAGUAACGUGCGUUGAUUUUUAAGUGUUUAACCAUCAGUGCUGAAGAUGCAAAACCACACGUCUUCUUAAAAAUAUGGUUAUUUAUGUGAACACCAUAAUGGUAUAACUAUAAACAUGCAAUAAUAAUAUAUAGCAAAAAGAAAAUUUAA
Molecule: messenger RNA, 1446 nt
Organism: Sipha flava (yellow sugarcane aphid)
Lineage: Eukaryota; Metazoa; Arthropoda; Insecta; Hemiptera; Aphididae
Product: lachesin-like
Exons: 8
Coding region: 137-1084 (315 amino acids)
Cellular component (GO): neuron projection
Source: RefSeq, a predicted model, not a curated record